Manis javanica (Malayan pangolin) is the source of this 1071-nucleotide messenger RNA. RefSeq names its product aspartate dehydrogenase domain containing (gene ASPDH). Lineage: Eukaryota; Metazoa; Chordata; Mammalia; Pholidota; Manidae. Gene Ontology annotation, molecular function: NADP binding; L-aspartate dehydrogenase [NAD(P)+] activity. Gene Ontology annotation, biological process: NAD+ biosynthetic process. The record is from RefSeq and is a predicted model, not a curated record.
AAAGAUCAGCCACUGCCCAGGCUUUGCAUGUGGAGGGCAGUGAGCAGCCGGCAGAGCGCAGAACGCAGACCACCAGAUUCCAGGGAUGGCCCUCCACAGGGCCCCAAGGAGGGUGGGAGUGGUGGGCUAUGGCCGCCUUGGACAGUCCCUUGUCUCCCAGCUGCUGACUCAGGGACCAGAAUUGGGCCUAGAACUUGUUUUUGUCUGGAAUCGUGACCCAAGCCGAAUGGCAGGGAGUGUGCCCCGUUCUCUGCAGCUCCAGAACCUCGCUGCCGUCGUGGAGAGGCACCCUGACCUUGUGGUGGAAGUAGCCCACCCCAAAAUAAUCCACGAAUCUGGGGCACAAAUCCUGCGCCACGCCAAUCUCCUGGUGGGGUCCCCCUCAGCCCUGGCUGACCAGGCCACAGAACGGCAGCUCCGGGAGGCCUCGCACUGCUGGGGCCAUGCUGUGUUUGUGGCCCGGGGGGCCCUGUGGGGCAUUGAGGAUAUUGCCAGAUUGGACGCGGCCGGGGGCCUCCAGAGCCUCCGUGUCACCAUGGCCACACACCCUGAUGGCUUCCGGCUCGAGGGACCCCUGGCGGCAGUACACAGCACCAGGCCUCGCACUGUACUCUACGAAGGCCCUGUGCGUGGACUCUGUCCCUUUGCCCCUAGAAACUCCAACACCAUGGCCGCUGCUGCCCUAGCCGCCCCCAGUCUGGGCUUUGACCAUGUGAUAGCGGUGCUUGUGGCUGAUCUCAGCCUCACGGACAUGCAUGUGGUGGAUGUGGAGCUGACUGGACCCCCAGGCCCCACAGGCCGGAGCUUUGCUGUGCGCACCCACAGAGAGAACCCUGCCGAGCCAGGCGCUGUCACCGGCUCCGCCACUAUCACCACCUUCUGGCGCAGCCUCCUGGGCUGCUGCCGGCUCCCCUCCACGCCGGGGAUCCAUCUCUGCUGAGGCCUCCUUCUUCCCGAGGUCACCCUCGUCUCAUUCAUCUCCCACCACCACCGUCCCGCCACUGCCCUGGCCUGGGUCCCCGGACCUCCCUCCUGUCUCAGUAAAACUUGGAGGCUCUUCUCCCUGAAUAA